AUGGGUGCUGUUCCUCCUACCGAUCUUAAUCACUUCAUUUGCACUUUGGGUGAAGCUGAAAUUCACAACCUAACUCCUUCAAUCGAUCAAUACGACACGAUCAACGAUUUCCUCGAUUACCAAGCUGAACACAAUGGAGAUCAAUUAGCCAUAGGAAUUCCCAAAAUAGCUCCUGAUAUGGGCGGACCAGGAAAGGGUUCAACUUUUUACAAAAUUGCGGGACUUUUCAUUGCAACUCGCGUGGACUAUACAGCUUCCUCAGACAACAAAGACAGUUGUGAGCGAAGGCCAUCGUCUAGCGAGGAAAACAUCGAGCAUCUGUGCAAACAAUGUAACAUUGAUAUCGUGUUUUACGACUUAACCCUCCGAGAGAUAUCAUGUAAUCCUCCAUUUAUGAUGCGAGGAUACUCGAUCUCAAAUCUUCUGGAUCUUUUUACAGCCCUUGGCAGUACUCCUCGAAAUCAACGUAUACCAAUCCAUAAGGUUACGGGGGAAAGCACAGCUUACCAUCACCAUACGUCUGGCACCUCGGGCCUUCCGAAGCCCGUCCCCUACUCUCACCAUGCUGCAUGCGGAGCAUUGCCAAUACUAAACGAUCGAAACACAUUGACCUUCACCACAACACCUCUCUACACUGGCGGUAUCGCGGAUUGUUUACGUGCUUGGACUAGUUUAUCAACAAUCUGCCUUGCUCCUAAUGAUGGUCAUCCACUGACCUCCGAGACAAUCAUUGAAUCUUUCUCACAAGCGCAAAAGGCUUAUGAAUACUUGAUACAUAGAUUCUGUGGUUUCCCAAAAACCGGUCCAGAACUAAUGUACUUUUCUUGUGUUCCAAUGAUCGCUCAAAUGCUUUCUAAAUCCGCGAAAGGACUUGCAUUUCUUCGAACGAUGAAAAUUGUGGGUGUAGGCGGAGCCAGCAUGCCGAAAGAAGAUGGAGACUUUCUCGUCUCCGCGGGAGUCAACCUUACUUCUCGAUUUGGUAGUGCCGAGUGUUCAUUUCUUCUGUCAUCUCACCGCCAUUAUGAAACGGAUCGUGAAUGGCAAUACUUCAGAGUUCCGGAGGGUCUUCGAUAUCUUGAAUUUGAACCACUGUCUGAUGGUUCCGGCAGAUUCGAGUUGGUGGUCAUGAAGGGCUGGUCACACUUGCCAAAGUGCAAUCGACGAAAUGGGAGCUUCGCAACGAGUGAUUUGUUUGAGCCACAUCCUUCAAUCAGGAAUGCAUGGAAACACGUGGGUAGAAAAGAUACCCAGAUCACUCUUUCAACUGGAAAGAAAUUCGAUCCUGUUUGCAUUGAAGAGGCAUUUAAGAGAUUUCCCCUCGUGCAGGAUGCAUUUGUAUUCGGUGAUGGACAGAUGUACCCCGGAGCAAUAAUUAUAAAGUCACAUGUAGACCUCGGUAUGAGCAAUGAGGAAGUCAGGGAUACAAUUUGGCCUUAUAUUGAGAGCUUGAACAACAUUGGCCCAACUCAUGCCAAAAUCUUCAAAGACAUGCUGGUAAUUAAACCGCACGUCGCCUUCUUGGCAAAAACCGCGAAAGGAACGAUAAGGAGGCGAUUGGUUGAGGCAUUCUCCAGCGUAUCGGACGCCAAGCCCUUUCCCUGGAACUUGGUAUACGAAUGUGGAAGUGUCAGAGCACUCACCAACUACAUCAAAGCUUCUCGAAGUGGACCCAUUGUGAAUGAUGACGAGGACGAAGUUCAACGGAUGGACAGCAUUGUUAAACAAUUUGGCAAGUCGUUGAUGGAUGAGACUACGGAGGCAUGUGUCACAUUCACAAAGAACCUCAAAGAAACUAUAAUCAUUACUGGAGUCACUGGUAGCCUUGGCGUGAACAUCGUCAGUUUGUUGCGAUCUAUAUUGUCAAGUGACAAGGAACUUCGGGUUGUUUGCCUCGUUCGAGCUAAAAAUGACAAAGAAGCAGUCGACAGAGUAGAGGAAGCGCUGCGCUAUCACGAUAUAUAUCAAAAUCUAGUAUCCACUACCACAAGCUUUGAAUGCAGAGCUGCGAAUUUGGAUCAAACUGAACUCGGUCUUUCGAGAGAUGUAUUGUUUGAUCUUCGCAAGCAUGCAGCCUGGGAAGUCAAUUUCUCCAUUCCUCUAAGAGAUUUCACAGAGCAAUUUCAAGGACUUCGCAGUUUGAUAAAUUUCUCUCUGUCUGGUGAAAGACCAAAGCACAUGGUCUUCUGUUCAUCCAUAGCAAGCGUAGCCGAAGCCAGCAACAAUGGAAACCUUGUCAUAGAAACUGUAGACCGGAAUCCUUUGCACGCUGGAUCUUUGGGAUACGCGAAGAGUAAGUGGGUCGCCGAAGCGAUCUGCUCUUUGGCAUGUCAAAAGACAAGAGCAAAUAUUAGCAUAGUCAGGAUUGGUCAAUUAUGCGGCAAUACCGUCAAUGGAACCUGGAAUGAAAAAGAGGCGUGGCCACUAAUGCUAAGUGCUGGAGUCCCUGGAUGUCUAAAUUCUUUACCAGAACUCCCCAUGCGGCUUUCGUGGCUUCCACUUGAUAUAGCAGCUGCGGCAAUUGUUGAAAUUGCCUUGCAAAACACUCUUCCAUACACUAUACAGCCUCAAACAGCACGACACGAAGCAAAAGUAUUUCAUCUAGUCAACAACUCAAACCUGACAUGGACACACUUGUUGAAAUGGAUUGGCCAAGAGAGGACAGAAGAACUUGGAGAAUGGCUGCUACAUGCAGAGUUGCCAAGUCCUGAAGGAUUACCAGACGAUCAUCCGGCGAGGUCAUUACUCGGCUUUUGGAAGACUAUGGGAAGUGAGAUCAAGGAGGAUAUCACAGUGAAACAGGCUCCACAAUUUGGGCUUUUGAGAACAAGACAGGUGUCUUCAACCAUGAGAUCUUUUGUUGAUCUUGAUGAGGAAUCAGUGAAGAAGAUGUGGAAAUGGGUCCAGACUGUGGCGAAAAGAUGGGAGGAUGAAAAGGAUGGUAGGCUGAAGACGCAAGCAUCCCCGAAUUCACCUUUGAUUUCGGAUGAUGAUGAAGCUGUCAGUGGUAUUCUUGAAAAACAUUAA
Molecule: messenger RNA, 3024 nt
Organism: Sclerotinia sclerotiorum 1980 UF-70
Lineage: Eukaryota; Fungi; Ascomycota; Leotiomycetes; Helotiales; Sclerotiniaceae
Exons: 7
Coding region: 1-3024 (1007 amino acids)
Source: RefSeq, a predicted model, not a curated record